CGCUGCAACUCCACAGUCCCAGUGCCACGGUGCAAAGGGUGGCAUUAACAGCGUCCAGCAACGUCCGCCACAGAAUGACACCGCCCGACCGGACCGGAUGGAGCGGGCCCCGCACAGAGCGUGUGUGCUUGUGCCUGUGAGUGUCCGUUUCGGUAGUAAAAUUGCUAAUCCAUUCGCUGGCCCCAGGUCCGCCAGUGCGACUGGCUGUUCAGGUUGUUUUCUGCUCGGCCGUACACGGGCGUGCGCAAAAACGAUGUGCGUUCACGGAAGUUUAAUUGUACCGCUGCUGGUGCUGCUCGUGGCGUUAACGCUCGGGCCCGCACUGUCGGCCAGUCCGUCCGUCGGGCCGGUGGUCAAGGGCGAGCAGACGGAACGGAACGGCACCGGCACCAUCGCCACAGCCGCCGAUGUCUUGGAGCGGCGGCCAGCGCCGGAGUUUGAAGCUGUCGCGAGCGCGGACGUACAUCACCCGCGGCCGAAGCGCCGCACGAGGGAGGAAAAGAACAACAUUGAAUCAAGUAUAUCGCUCUGGGAGUGGCUGAAGGGACGCGACAAACCGGAGGACAACUGCAUGCUGAUGGCGAUCGGUGGUGUGGCGAGCGGUGGCGCACUGACCGGAGCGUUCGUUGGAGCGGGCAUCGGGAGCAUCUUUACCGGGCCGGGCGCAAUCGUGGGCGGCAUCAUCGGGGGGCUGGUCGGUGUGUUCGGUGGGCUUAGUGUCGGUGCCCGGGCCGGUGCGGUGGCGUGUGAAAAUGUCUGACCCCGGGUCUGACCGUUGGUGGCGCUUUUCUGGAGCAAUAAAAUUCGUUUAAGUGGAAAACCAAGGAGCUCUGUGUGUGUGUGAGUGUGUGUAUACUGUGGUUUGGAAAGCGGUGAAGGAGCCACCCGAAGGUUCCAAUUUAAAGGUGCACAUCGCCAUAAAAAAGAAGGUCGAUAACGGGUCCUCCCGUACACCUAGAUGGUCACCAACUUUCUUCCUCUUCAGCAAGCGCCGGCAAAACGGGGAAGGCUCUUAAGGCAAACAGAAGCCAUUACAAUUCCUGUGUCGCAUUUGCCAUCCAUUUAACCCAUUGUUUCUUGAACGUGGUCGUGGUACAAUGUGUGGCUAUGUGUGUGCGUGUGUUUAUGUGUGAGUGUGUGUAAAUUGUGGUCCACAUGUGUGGAUGCUUCCAGAGCCGGGGCCCAAAGACAAGGGACAAGUGUAUUCUUACAUAAAACAUAAGGGGCUUGUAGAUUACUUCCCCGUCGGUCGGAGCUCGGUCCCUGCAUGCGUUUGAGUGUGUCUGGGGCUAUAUUUUUCGUGUUACUUUUAUUUAUCACCGAAGCACCAUUCACCUUCACCCAAGCACACUGCCUGUGCUGUGGUGCAUUCGCUGUACGGGAGCUGGAAUUCCUGUAGUACCCCAAUGAAGCGGAAGGAAAGCAUUCAUAAGUAAAACGCACCACGGCACUCUCGUCAUCAAUAUUGCAUGUAUGAUUGUUAUGUACACAUACAGACACACACACAUACACGUGCUUGGUACACACACACUCUCAAGAGGGUGGCAAAUAAGAAAAGAAAACACACUCAAUCGCAUUCGUGCGGACCGCAGUUUACACAUGGGGUCCUUGCCCCACAACGGGCGACCAUAUUUAUGUCGUUACAUGCGAGGAUGCCCAGAGGAGAGAACGUUCAGGAAUCGACAGAACGAAGGUAGGCGCUGCGGUUCAAUGGAGCUUUACAUUUUACAAGCGUCAGCAACGCCCAUACAACAAAUAAACACAUUCCGGCACCGCCAACCACCGGAAACAAAACCUGAAAGCUAGCCUGCAAAUGUAAACACUUUAACCGGGAUCGAGCUGAUUUGCUCGGAGGAAGAGGCGCAAAGCAAAAGAGUUGGUCGAGUGCGAUCCGCACAGCAAACAGGAAACGCGCACACGUUAAGAGAGUACCUUGCAGGCGCGUGUGUCACAGAUCAGUUUGUUGGGCAAAACUAGUCGCAUCCGGUCGCAUUGGUCGAGAACUUUACACAUUUCUACUGCACGCAUUCACCGUGCUCCCCCCUUCCCGAGCCGCACUUUGCCGUUUGUAACUGCAGCGUCGAUUGUGUUGACAGACAGCGGCACAAUAGUGCGCGCCAUCAUCGUCGCGUGUAAAUUAAUGGGAACCACUCUCACUCUAUCGCCUCCCUUUGCUUGACGCGUUUGAUGUUUUGUCGUGGGUCGUGGGUUUGGCGCGUUUGGAACCGCGGGAGACGAGAUUUAUUCACCACUGCAAAGCAGAAAUUCCCAUUCCGGUUGUAAUUUCUCCUCCCCCUUUUGGCUACGAUUGGUGCGAAGUUAUCUAUUUAUAGGCCUUGGGGGUAGUGCUGGUGUUCCGGUGCAGAGGUUGGCCGCGGAAGUGCUUUAAUGGUACUCAUUAUUGCGGUGCGGUUGCUGAGUUGGAUCUUUUGAGUGGCGCACCGGUGGGCGCAUGGGGCGGGGGUAUAAUUUAGCGAUUUUAGAUUAGUUAUUGUAGCUGGUAAUUAGUAGUGGUUGAUCGGUCAUCAUUAAAGGAUGAGACUGAUUGUGGUGCUCAUUGCGGAGGAUCUUAGGUCUAAGACGCGUACGGUGUAUGCAUACAAUUAAGGUCAAUAAAAUAUCAUUAGUUUAUUCGAUUUUGUUGACCACUUAUCUGGACAGCUCUUUAUAUAAUUAUAAAUG
Anopheles merus is the source of this 2682-nucleotide messenger RNA. RefSeq lists its product as uncharacterized. The transcript has 2 exons. NCBI's taxonomy places the organism in Eukaryota, Metazoa, Arthropoda, Insecta, Diptera, Culicidae. Bases 98 to 760 code for a protein of 220 amino acids. The record is from RefSeq and is a predicted model, not a curated record.